UAACGAAACUAAAGAUUUUUAUUUUUUUAAAAAAACCAAAAAAAACAAUUUAAAGAUGUCAAAAAACCUUUCAUCUAACCAGCAAUGUAUAGCAUUUUUAGUUGCAGAAUGGCUUGAAAACUGCUUAAAAGAAGGAAUUAUUCCAGAGGAAGAAAAAGAAGGAAUUGAAGUAGCAGUACAAUGUAUCACUGGAACCUUUUCAGUAGAUCCUUGUUGUAGUAAUCAACGAAAAAGCCUUGGAAUAGACUCCCAAACACUUACAAGCAUUUUUGAAGAAGCACAGCAGCAGACUAGAAGUUCAGUAAAAAUUAGUGCGGAAUUUGCAACCAAUAUUACUACAACAUGUAAUAUAAACACAAAUGAUAAAGCAAAAGCAGAGGAUUUAAAAACACAGGGAAACAAUGCAAUGUCUAAAAAGGAUUACUCUCAUGCUAUUCAUUGCUAUACAGAGGCACUCAAGCUUUUUCCACACGAUGUAAUUUAUCUGUCUAAUCGUGCAGCAGCAUAUUCUCAAUCAGGAGAUAAUCAUUCUGCUGUGAAAGAUGCAAAAUUAGCACUAGAAAUAGAUCCUAGCUAUGGGAAAGCAUAUAGUCGCCUUGGUCAUGCUUAUUAUGCACUAGGAAAUUAUAAAGAAGCGUUAGAAGUAUAUGAAAAAGGUUUAAAAGUUGAUCCAGCUUCAGAAAUAAUGAAACGAGGACUUGAACUCGUAAAAAAAAAUGUUAAUGAGCAAAAUAAUAUUACACAAGAAAAGAAUUCAGAAUUUGAAAAUGUUUCUAAAGCUUCGAAUACGGAUUCAUCAAAUGAAAUACCUAGGGGUACCUGUGAAAUGCCCGACUUUGCAUCUAUGAUGAACAAUUCGACUUUUAUGUCUGUAGCACAAAACUUGAUGUCAUCUGGUGCUUUAAAUGAUCUACUAACUAAUCCACGUAUUGCACAAAUGGCACAAAAUAUUAUGAGUAGUGGACAAGCUCCUAAUAUACAAGAUAUAAUGGCUGAUCCAGAAAUGAGAAAUAUAGCUAGAGGAUUUAUGGGAAAUUUUGGUCAAGGGAAUACAGGAAAUACAGGAGGAAAUGUAGAAAAGCCUUUUAAUUCAAAUUAAAUUAUUAAGGAUAAUUGUUUUUAAAAUAAAGGAUUUUUUAUCAAAAAAUAUUAUUUUUA
Messenger RNA from Pneumocystis jirovecii RU7, 1158 nucleotides. RefSeq lists its product as uncharacterized. The coding region runs from base 56 to 1099 and encodes 347 amino acids. Lineage: Eukaryota; Fungi; Ascomycota; Pneumocystomycetes; Pneumocystales; Pneumocystaceae. The transcript has 7 exons. The record is from RefSeq and is a predicted model, not a curated record. Gene Ontology annotation, cellular component: membrane; TRC complex. Gene Ontology annotation, molecular function: protein binding; molecular adaptor activity. Gene Ontology annotation, biological process: post-translational protein targeting to endoplasmic reticulum membrane.